This is a messenger RNA of Cyanistes caeruleus (blue tit), 4125 nucleotides long. It is a transcript of the gene FUT4, whose product is annotated as fucosyltransferase 4. Gene Ontology annotation, molecular function: alpha-(1->3)-fucosyltransferase activity. The record is from RefSeq and is a predicted model, not a curated record. Gene Ontology annotation, cellular component: membrane. Lineage: Eukaryota; Metazoa; Chordata; Aves; Passeriformes; Paridae.
GUGCUGUUCCACCACCGCGACCUGGUGCGGCACGGCGCCGAGGGGAUGCCCCGAGGGUCCCCGCCGCGGCCCCCGCGCCAGCGCUGGGUGUGGAUGAACUUCGAGUCGCCGUCGCACUCGCCCGGCCUGCGGGGGCUGGCCGGGCUCUUCAACUGGACCAUGUCCUACCGCCGCGACUCGGACGUGUUCGUGCCCUACGGGUACCUCUACGUCCCGCCGGCGCCCCGGCCCUUCGUCCUGCCCCGCAAGACGCGGCUGGUGGCCUGGGUCAUCAGCAACUGGAACGAGGAGCACGCCCGGGUGCGCUACUACCGCCAGCUGAAGGAGCACCUGCCCAUCGACGUGUACGGAGCGCGGGGGCUGGCGCUGGCCGAGGGGGGCCUGGUGGAGACCGUCUCAGCCUACAAGUUCUACCUGGCCUUCGAGAACUCCCAGCACACCGACUACAUCACCGAGAAGCUCUGGAGAAACGCUUUUUCCGCCAGCGCCGUGCCCGUCGUCCUCGGACCCCGCAGAGCCAACUACGAGCGCUUCAUCCCCCCCGAUUCCUUCAUCCACGUUGACGACUUCCCCAGCCCCAGGCUGCUGGCCACCUACCUGAAAUUCCUCGAUAAAAACAAACCCAACUACAGGCGGUACUUUGCCUGGAGGAAGAAAUACGAAGUCCACGUCACCUCGUUCUGGGAUGAGCAUUUCUGCAAGGUCUGCGAGGCUGUUAGGGCAGCUGGGAAUCAAAUCAAGACUGUUCGAAAUCUGGCCAGCUGGUUUGAGAGCUGAUGUUCCUGGCGGGUGAGGCCAAGCGCCAAGGUGUCGGGAAGGAUGGGUCUUACAGAGAUCAUUAGCCCAGGUAGCUGGCAUUAGCCGCAGAAGGCUGACAUCAUGUUGGAGAAUCAUACAGGUACAGGAAAACAAGCUGUGAAAAGCCUACAAAAGGAAGAUUUUUAUUCAAGAGAAAAUUAUAAAGGUACAAAGAGACAUUAUGCCAGAUGACUGCUGAAGAGCAAAGUUAAAUUUCCAAAAGUUGUACAGUUACAGAACUUCUAAAGUUCUGCACAGCUCAACAUAAAUAUCCGAUGCCAAAUUCCUCAGCUGUACAGCUGAAACCAAUUUUGGCAGCUAUGACAACUUCCUGGACCACGAAACUUUCCUCUGCUCUCAGAUCAGUGCUAGUUUUCUGUAAUACUAAGACAGAAAUGAAUGUUUUUAACUGUUUUUUGUGCUUGUGAAAACUAUCUACAGACAAAUUCUGAGCCGCAAGUAUUGAAUGUAAGAAUCUCGUGAUACAGUAGCACCUUCUAGCAAUGCUUGAAAUUGCAGCAGCCUGCUCAUAAUGCUUUGAACCAAAUAAUUGUUCCACUUAGGGGAAAAAAAGCGUAUGGAGGGGACUAAGUCUGAGUGGACAAACAGCUCAGAUGAUGUAAAGUAUUCUCUUAACACCUGCUGAAACUAUAGGCAUGUUUAUCCUGUAUGAAAGUAGAGUAGGACUUUAAGUACAGGAAAACACAGACUGUAGGGAAGAAAGCUGGAACAUUUCCACCCUCCCUUUAUUCAGGAAUUAGAAAAUGUUUUCAGGUAUCUGCGUGUUUUUCUCUGCAAAAUUAUUGCCAUACAGGAAAAUGCAGGGAAAGGCUCAGAAUGGCAGGGGUUUUAUUGUUGUACUGAAUACAUAUACAGAAAGGCUGACAUUUUUUCUCAAGUAUCAGUAGACAGUGCUGUUGUGUAGCAGCUCUUUUGGGUUAUGGCAUGCAUUUUCAAAAAUUCUGCUGGGGGACAGACUAGUCAGAAUGCUGUUUUGUUGUUGUUAAAAUAAUAACUACCAAAAAACCACCAAACUCCCAAAUCACUUCCAUUCAAGAAAAAAUUACUUUAUAGAAUAAGAUCUAUACUGUUGGUAAAAUACAGAUUGUGUGAGGAAUGAAUAUAAAAAGGGAAGGAUUUACUAUUUUAUCUUCCUUUGGUUUUUGAGAUCUUUUUCUGGCUCAGUUUUUCAACCAAGAAAUAAGUUCUUAAGGUAGAGUUCCCUUUGCUCAGUGCCUGUCAGGAUCAUUUACAGCAAUUAUUCCCUUUUAGACUCCUACGGUUUGCUGGAGCCAUGCUAGUAGUAGAUGUGUGGUUACUUUUUGGUUACAUGUAAUCUUGCUCAGCCAAAGCCAGAAAGAAACUUCAGUUACAAUUACACAUCCUUACCAAGCUCAGCCUCCCUGUCUUUCACAGCUAUGAAGUUCGGUGGCAAAAAAAAAAGGCAACCUACAAGAGACCUGCCCAAAUGAAUAAGAUAUUCAUUCUGCUGCUUUUUAAUCCAUGGAGUUACUCAGAGACUGCAUUCAGAAUAAAAUCAUGGGCACAGAACAGGUGGGAAAAGAAGAAAGUUGGUUGCAAAUAAAAGAUGGGCAUCAGGACAGGAAACCUCACUGGCAUUUGUGAGUCAUAUUUAGGUUAGAGAAGGAUUAGAUGUGAUUUUAGCAAUAUGGGAUGUUGGAUGAGCGCUUUUAAGAUGUAUGAGCUGGCAGUCUACUGUAACUUAUUUCUAGUUAGAUGUUCCCCCUGAUUAGGUAAGCACGGAACCAAGCCAUUACUGGAAAAAACCUAAUAAUUAUGAAGUUCAUUAAUAAUUUGCACAGUUUUGCCUGUUCAGAUCUUGCAGGUUUCUGCAAUUAAUCCCUUCUGCUUUUGUGCAAGGAGGACUGGCUGAAAGUACUUGAUGAACCUUUUUGUUGACAGUGCCAGAGCUGCUGUAGAAUAUUUAUUGGGAAGGGAGUGGAAACAGUCUAUGCAAUGUGGGAUAUAGUAGUGUCCUGGUUUAGGGAUUAUUCCUAAUGCUGCACUUUAACUUCAAGAGGUAUAAAGUGAUUAUCUAAAAUAAAAGAGUGUUCUUCAUGGCAUGGUCAUCUGUUUCUCUAUCAGUAGUUACUACUCCCAUAAUACUGGGUUUGGUAUUUUAAAAACUCCAAUUUAGUUAUAGCAUUAACAGUAAUACCUAAGUGUCAGUAUGAUAGGUUCCCUCUUUUCCAUUGAAUUUAUAAUAUUUUUUUUUUCUGUUCAGUUCGCAUAACUGUAUACAAAAACCCAAUCUUAAAAGUGAUGAAAUAAUAUUUAAUAUUGCACUACUGUUUAUCAGUCUGUUGAAACUAGUGCAUAUUUUUCAGUCCUUCUAAUUUUUUUAGCAUUUUGUGAAAAUUUCCAGGCACACAGUUCUUCUGUGUAGUCAUUAGUAAUGCUGCAUGCAGAAGAUCAGCCUACAGGAGCAUGGGAAUUUCCAGAAAUCGCAAACAUUAAUAUUUUUUUUCUCAACCUCACUAAAUAGAAGAGUAGAAAUCUUUGAGGAAAUAUUUUUGUAAAAUUCAGAGAAAAGCUACAAAGUAAUUAAAGCAUCAUUUGUGUAAAGUGAUCAGAAUUGUACAGUAUUUGUAAGUUGUGCAUUGAGGAUUUUCAAGAGCUGUACAGUGAAAACUGCAGAUUUGUAAUAAUUAUUGCAGAAUAGAUGCAUUGGGAGAGGAGAAGCCUUUUCUAAUUUCAUCAUUCUUACAUUGAUGUUGCAAAUUUGUGGCUUUCCAUUUGGGAGGAAACUCAGCCCAGGCCUAUACCUUCUGAAAUCAGUAUUACAGAAUUUCUAUAAAUUUCUGGUUUUUGGUCAUCCACACCACAAGCUAAUAGUGUACUGUUAUAGGCAAAGGACUGGCUUUUGUAAUACGUUUUUUAGAGCUCUAGUUCAAUGAUAAAGUUUGCCUGAGUGAACUGGAUUGUAUAUUGGGUACCAGAUUCCACAAGGCAUUGCAGAUGAUGUAUAAAAUCCAGCUGUAAAAAUCGGAUAAGCUAUUUUCUAUCUUAAAUAGAAAAGUUUCCUUGAAUACGUUUUGAAAAAGUUUUUAUUCCAUGCCUUAAAAUAUUGGGGUGGAGGGAGAGAAAGGAAGAUUAUUAUCUUCUGGGUUUUAUAAGGAGAAGAAUUACCAUUACUUUUUGAUUAUGAUGUAAAUGGAAUAGAGAAUUAUGUGAUCCCUUAAAUUUCAUAUUGUAUCUCAGGGAAUUUUAUACUGUAAAAUGUCUUGAUCUUCAUAGAAUGAAGUAAAUUUAUAUUAAUUGUGUAGAUUGACACUCAAUAAAGUUAAAGGAAGUAGUGCAAAACAA